AUGGCACCAACAAUUUUCCAGCAGUGUUGGUACCAUAAAAAGUGGACCAACCUGUACUUUACCCACAACAACUGCAGCGCCAACCACAACCACAGCUGCCCCAGCCACAGCUACUGUGACAACAACCACAACCACUGUGGCACCAACCACAACAACAGCUGCACCAACCACAACAACAGCUGCUCCAAUUCCGACCACAGCUGCACCAACCACGACAACAGCUGCUUCAAGCCUGGGUUCUCUACCUUUCAUGCAGAGUGUUGGUACCAUAAAAAGAGGACCAACCUGUACUUUACCCACAACAACUGCAGCACCAACCACAACCACAGCUGUUCCAACCACAACUACUGUGACAACAACCACAACAACAUCUGCUCCAACCACAAAUACUGUGGCACCAACCACAACAACAUCUGCUCCAACCACAACCACUGUGGCACCAACCACGACCACAUGUGCUCCAAUCACAACCACUGUGGCAACAACCACGACCACAGCUGCUCCAACAACAACAACAACUGCUCCAACAACGACAGCAGCUGCAGCAACCACAACAACAAGUGCUCCAACCACAACAACGGUGGCACCAACAACGACCACAGCUGCUCCAACCACAAUAACAUCUGCUCCAACCACAACCACUGUGGCACCAACCACGAACACACUGCACCAACCACAUCAAUAGCUGCUCCAACCACAACCACAGCUGCUCCAACAACAACCACAGCUGCACCAACCACAACCACAUCUGCGCCAACCACAACCGCUGUGACAACAACCACAACAACAUCUGCUCCAACCAAAACCACAGCUGCACCAACAGCAACAACAGCUGCUCCAACCACAACAACGGUGGCACCAACCACAACAACUGCUGCUCCAAAAACGACAACAGCUGCACCAACCACAACAACAGCUGCUCCAACCACAACCACAGCUGCUCCAACCACAACAACAACUGCUCCAACCACAACAAAUGCUGCUCCAACAACUACAACAGCUGCACCAACCACAACAACAUCUGCUCCAACCACAACCACAGCUGCUCCAACCACAACCACUGUGGCACCAACCACAACAACAGCUGCUCCAACCACAACAACAGCUGCUCCAAUUCCGACCACAGCUGCACCAACCACGACAACAGCCCCUACUCCUCAAGGACCAACCUGUACUUUACCCACAACAACUGCAGCACCAACCACAACCACAGCUGCCCCAGCCACAGCUACUGUGACAACAACCACAACAACAUCUGCUCCAACCACAACUGCUGUGGCACCAACCACGUCCACAGCUGUUCCAACCACAACUACUGUGACAACAACCACAACAACAUCUGCUCCAACCACAAAUACUGUGGCACCAACCACAACAACAUCUGCUCCAAUCACAACCACUGUGGCAACAACCACGACCACAGCUGCUCCAACAACAACAACUGCUGCUCCAACAACGACCACAGCUGCUCCAACAACAACAACAGCUGCUCCAACAACGACAGCAGCUGCAGCAACCACAACAACAGGUGCUCCAACCACAACAGCGGUGGCACCAACAACGACCACAGCUGCUCCAACCACAAUAACAUCUGCUCCAACCACAACCACUGUGGCACCAACUACGAACACAACAACCACUGCAGCACCAACCACAACAACAUCUGCUCCAACCACAACUGCUGUGGCACCAACCACGACAACAGCUGCUCCAACCACAAUAACAUCUGCUCCAACCACAACCACUGUGGCAAAAACCACGACCACAGUUGCUCCACCCACAACAACUGCUGCUCCAACAGAGACAACAACUGCACCAACCACAACAACAACUGCUACAACCACAACCACUGCAGCACCAACCACAACAACAGCUACUCCAACAACGACAGCAGCUGCACCAACCACAACAACAACUGCUCCAACCGCAACAACGGUGGCACCAACCACAACAACUGCUGCUCCAACAACGACAACAGCUGCACCAACCACAACAACUGCUUCUCCAACAACGACAACAGCUGCACCAACCACAACAACAUCUGCUCCAACCACAUCCACAACUGCUCCAACCACAACCACUGCUGCACCAACCACAACAACAGUAGCACCAACCACAACAUUUGCUGCUCCAACAACGACAACAGCUGCACCAACCACAACAACAUCUGCUCCAACCACAACAACAGCUGCUGCAACCACAAUCACUGUGGCACCAACCACAACCACAGCUGCUCUAACCACAACCACUGUGGCACCAACUACAACUGCUGCUCCAACCACCAGCACAGCUGCUCCAACAACAACCACAGCUGCACCAACCACAAUAACAGUAACACCAACCACAACAACUGCUGCACCAACAACAACAACUACUGUUGCAACCACAACAACUGCUGCACCAACCACAACAAUUGCUGCUCCCAUAACAACAACAGCUGCACCAACCACAUCAAUAGCUGCUCCAACCACAACCACAGCUGCUCCAACAACAACCACAUCUGCUCCAACCACAACCACUGUGGCACCAACCACGACCACAGCUGCUCCAAUCACAACCACUGUUCCAACAACCACGACCACAGCUGCUCCAAUCACAACCACUGUGGCAACAACCACGACCACAGCUGCUCCAACAACAACAACAGCUGCUCCAACAACGACAACAGCUGCUCCAACAACAACAACAGCUUCUCCAACAACGACAGCAGCUGCAGCAACCACAACAAUAACUGCUCCAACCACAACCACAGCUGCGCUAACCACAACAACAGCUGCUGCAACCACAAUCACUGUGGCACCAACCACAAACACACCUGCUCUAACCACAACCACUGUGGCACCAACCACAACAACAGUAGCAGCAACAACAACAACUGCUGCUCCAACAACACCAACAGCUGCUCCAACCACAACAACAGCUGCUGCAACCACAAUCACUGUGGCACCAACCACAAACACACCUGCUCUAACCACAACCACUGUGGCACCAACCACAACAACUGCUGCUCCAACAACAACCACAGCUGCACCAACCACAAUAACAGUAACACCAACCAUAACAACUGCUGCACCAACAAGAACUACUAGUGUUGCAACCACAACAACUGCAGCACCAACCACAACAACUGCUGCUCCCAUAACAACAACAGCUGCACCAACCACAUCAAUAGCUGGUCCAAACAUAACCACAUCAGCUCCAACAACAACCACAUCUGCUCCAACAACAACCACUGUGACACGAACCACGACCACAGCUGCUCCAAUCACAACCACUGUGGCAACAACCACGACCACAGCUGCUCCAAUCACAACCACUGUGGCACCAACCACGACCAAAGGUGCUCCAACAACAACAACAGCAUCUCCAACAACGACAGCAGCUGCUCCAACAACAACAACAGCUGCUCCAACAACGACAGCAGCUGCAGCAACCACAACAACAAGUGCUCCAACCACAACAACGGUGGCACCAACAACGACCACAGCUGCUCCAACCACAAUAACAUCUGCUCCAACCACAACCACUGUGGCACCAACCACGAACACAUUUGCUGCUCCAACAACGACAACAGCUGCACCAACCACAACAACAUCUGCUCCAACCACAUCCACAACUGCUCCAACCACAACCACAUCUGCACCAACCACAACAACAGUGGCACCAACCAGAACAACAGUGGCACCAACCACAACAAUUGCUGCUCCAACAACGACAACAGCUGCACCAACCACAACAACAUCUGCUCCAACCACAACCACAGCUGCUCCAACCACAACCACAGCUGCACAAACCACAACAACAGUAGCACCAACCACAACAACUGCUGCACCAACGACAACAACAACUGCUCCAACCACAGUCGCUGUGAUUAUAACUACAACAACAUCUGCUCCAACCACAACCACUGUGGCACCAACCACAACAACAGUAGCAGCAACAACAACAACUGCUGCUCCAACAACGACAACAGCUGCUCCAACCACAACAACAGCUGCUGCAACCACAAUCACUGUGGCACCAACCACAACCACAGCUGCUCUAACCACAACCACUGUGGCACCAACCACAACAACUGCUGCUCCAACCACAACCACAGCUGCUCCAACAACAACCACAGCUGCACCAACCACAAUAACAGUAACACCAACCACAACAACUGCUGCACCAACAACAACAACUACUACGACCACAGCUGCUCCAACAACAACAACACCUGCUCCAACAACGACAACAGCUGCUCCAACAACAACUGCUGUGGCACCAACCACGACAACAGCUGCUGCAACAACAAGAACAGCUGCUCCAACAACGACAACAGCUGCUCCAACAACAACAACAGCUGCUCCAACAACGACAGCAGCUGCAGCAACCACAACAACAAGUGCUUCAACCACAACAACGGUGGCACCAACAACGACCACAGCUGCUCCAACCACAACAACAACUGCUACAACCACAACCACUGCAGCACCAACCACAACAACAGCUGCUCCAACAACGACAGCGGCUGCACCAACCACAACAACAACUGCUCCAAAAACAACCACAGCUGCACAAACCACAACAACAGUAGCACCAACCACAACAACUGCUGCACCAACCACAACAACAUCUGCUCCAACCACAACCACCGUGGCACCAACCACAACAACAGUAGCAGUAACAACAACAACUGCUGCUCCAACAACAACAACAGCUGCUCCAACCACAACAACAGCUGCUGCAACCACAAUCACUGUGGCACCAACCACAACCACAGCUGCUCUAACCACAACCACUUUUGCUGCUCCAACAACGACAACAGCUGCACCAACCACAACAACAUCUGCUCCAACCACAUCCACAACUGCUCCAACCACAACCACAGCUGCACCAACCACAACAACAGUAGCACCAACCACAACAAUUGCUGCUCCAACAACGACAACAGCUGCACCAACCACAACAACAGCUGCUCCAACCAGAACCACAGCUGCACAAACCACAACAACAGUAGCACCAAUCACAACAACUGCUGCAUCUACCACAACAACAACUGCUCCAACCACAGUCGCUGUGAUUAUAACCACAACAACAUCUGCUCCAACCACAACCACUGUGGAACCAACCACGAACACAGUUGCUCCACCCAGAACAACUGCUGCUCCAACCACAACCACAGCUGCUCCAAAAACAACCACAGCUGCACAAACCACAACAACAGUAACACCAACCACAACAACUGCUGCACCAACCACAACAACAACUGCUCCAACCACAGUCGCUGUGAUUAUAACCACAACAACAUCUGCUCCAACCACAACCACUGUGGCACCAACCACAACAACAGUAGCAGCAACAACAACAACUGCUCCAACAACAACAACAGCUGCUCCAACCACAACAACAGCUGCUGCAACCACAAUCACUGUGGCACCAACCACAACCACAGCUGCUCUAACCACAACCACUGUGGCACCAACCACAACAACUGCUGCUCCAACCACAACCACAGCUGCUCCAACAACAACCACAGCUGCACCAACCACAAUAACAGUAACACCAACCACAACAACUGCUGCACCAACAACAACAACUACUACAGCUGCUACAACAACGACAGCAGCUGCAGCAACCACAACAACAAGUGCUCCAACCACAACAACGGUGGCACCAACCACGACCACAGCUGCUCCAACCACAAUAACAUCUGCUCCAACCACAACCACUGUGGCACCAACCACGAACACAGUUGCUCCACCCACAACAACUGCUGCUCCAACAACGACAACACCUGCACCAACCACAACAACUGCUACAACCACAACCACUGCAGCACCAACAACAGCAACUACUGUUGCAACCACAACAAUUGCUGCUCCCACAACAACAACAGCUCCACCAACCACAUCAAUAGCUGCUCCAACCACAACCACAGCUGCUCCAACAACAACCACAUCUGCUCCAACCAAAACCACUGUGGCACCAACCACGACCACAGCUGCUCCAAUCACAACCACUGUGGCAACAACCACGACUACAGCUGCUCCAAUCACAACCACUGUGGCAACAACCACAACCACAGCUGCUCCAACAACAACAACAGCUGCUCCAACAACGACAACAGCUGCUCCAACAACAACAACAGCUGCUCCAACAACGACAGCAGCUGCAGCAACCACAACAACAAGUGCUCCAACCACAACAACGGUGGCACCAACCACGACCACAGCUGCUCCAACCACAAUAACAUCUGCUCCAACCACAACCAAUGUGGCACCAACCACGAACACAGUUGCUCCACCCACAACAACUGCUGCUCCAACAACGACAACACCUGCACCAACCACAACAACUGCUACAACCACUGCAGCACCAACCACAACAACAGCUGCUCCAACAACGACAGCAGCUGCACCAACCACAACAACAACUGUUCCAACCGCAACAACGACAACAUCUGCUCCAACCACAACAACAGUAGCAGCAACAACAACAACUGCUGCUCCAACAACAACAACAGCUGCUCCAACCACAACAACAGCUGCUGCAACCACAAUCACUGUGGCACCAACCACAACCACAGCUGCUCUAACCACAAUCACUGUGGCACCAACCACAACAACUGCUGCUCCAACCACAACCACAGCUGCUCCAACAACAACCACAGCUGCACCAACCACAAUAACAGUAACACCAACCACAACAACUGCUGCACCAACAACAACAACUACUGUUGCAACCACAACAACUGCUGCACCAACCACAACAAUUGCUGCUCCCAUAACAACAACAGCUGCACCAAUCACAUCAAUAGCUGCUCCAACCACAACCACAGCUGCUCCAACAACAACCACAUCUGCUCCAACCACAACCACUGUUGCACCAACCACGACCACAGCUGCUCCAAUCACAACCACUGUGGCAACAACCACGACCACAGCUGCUCCAACAACAACAACAGCUGCUCCAACAACGACAACAGCUGCUCCAACAACAACAACAGCUUCUCCAACAACGACAGCAGCUGCAGCAACCACAACAACAAGUGCUCCAACCACAACAAAGGUGGCACCAACAACGACCACAGCUGCUCCAACCACAAUAACAUCUGCUCCAACCACAACCACUGUGGUACCAACCACGAACACAGUUGCUCCACCCACAACAACUGCUGCUCCAACAACGACAACCACCAACCACAACAACAUCUGCUCCAACCACAACCACUGUGACACCAACCACGACAACAGCUGCUCCAACCACAAUAACAUCUGCUCCAACCACAACCACUGUGGCAAAAACCACGAACACAGUUGCUCCACCCACAACCACUGCUGCACCAACCACAACAACAGUAGCACGCACCACAACAACAACUGCUACAACCACAACCACUGCAGCACCAACCACAACAACAGCUGCUCCAACAACAACAGCAGCUGCACCAACCACAACAACAACUGCUCCAACCGCAACAACGGUGGCACCAACCACAACAACUGCUGCUCCAACAACGACAACAGCUGCACCAACCACAACAACAUCUGCUCCAACCACAUCCACAACUGCUCCAACCACAACCGCUGCUGCACCAACCUCAACAACACACCAACCACAACAACAGCUGCUCCAACAACGACAGCAGCUGCACCAACCACAACAACAACUGUUCCAACCGCAACAACGGUGGCACCAACCACAACAACUGCCGCUCCAACAACGAUAACAACUGCACCAACCACAACAACAUCUGCUCCGACCACAUCCACAACUGCUCCAACCACAACCACUGCUGCGCCAACCACAACAACAGUAGCACCAACCACAACAAUUGCUGCUCCAUCAACGACAGCAGCUGCACCAACCACAACAACAUCUGCUCCAACCACAUCCACAACUGCUCCAACCACAACCACAGCUGCACCAACCACAACAACAGUAGCACCAACCACAACAAUUGCUGCUCCAACAACAACAACAGCUGCUCCAACAACGACAACAGCUGCUCCAACAACAACAACAGCUGCUCCAACAACGACAGCAGCUGCAGCAACCACAACAACAAGUGCUCCAACCACAACAACGGUGGCACCAACCACGACCACAGCUGCUCCAACCACAAUAACAUCUGCUCCAACCACAACCACUGUGGCACCAACCACGAACACAGUUGCUCCACCCACAACAACUGCUGCUCCAACAACGACAACACCUGCACCAACCACAACAACUGCUACAACCACUGCAGCACCAACCACAACAACAGCUGCUCCAACAACGACAGCAGCUGCACCAACCACAACAACAACUGUUCCAACCGCAACAACGGUGGCACCAACCACAACAACUGCCGCUCCAACAACGAUAACAACUGCACCAACCACAACAACAUCUGCUCCGACCACAUCCACAACUGCUCCAACCACAACCACUGCUGCGCCAACCACAACAACAGUAGCACCAACCACAACAAUUGCUGCUCCAUCAACGACAGCAGCUGCACCAACCACAACAACAUCUGCUCCAACCACAUCCACAACUGCUCCAACCACAACCACAGCUGCACCAACCACAACAACAGUAGCACCAACCACAACAAUUGCUGCUCCAACAACAACAGCAGCUGCACCAAACACAACAACAACUGUUCCAACCGCAACAACGAACAGCUGCACCAAUCACAUCAAUAGCUGCUCCAACUACAACCACAGCUGCUCCAACCACAACCACUCUGCACCAACCACAUCAAUAGCUGCUCCAACCACAACCACAACUGCUCCAACAACAACCACAUCUGCUCCAACCACAACCACUGUGGCACCAACCACGACCACAGCUGCUAAAACUACAACCACUGUGGCAACAACCACGACAGCAGCUGCUCCAAUCACAACCACUGUGGCAACAACCACGACCACAGCUGCUCCAACAACAACAACAGCUGCUCCAACAACGACAACAGCUGCUCCAACAACAACAACAGCUGCUCCAACAACGACAGCAGCUGCAGCAACCACAACAACAAGUGCUCCAACCACAACAACGGUGGCACCAACAACGACCACAGCUGCUCCAACCACAAUAACAUCUGCUCCAACCACAACCACUGUGGCACCAACAGCAACAACAGCUGCUCCAACAACAACAACAGCUGCUCCAACAACGACAGCAGCUGCAGCAACCACAACAACAAGUGCUCCAACCACAACAACGGUGGCACCAACCACAACCACAACAACAACUGCACCAACCACAACAACAACUGCUACAACCACAACCACUGCAGCAUCAACCACAACAACAGCUGCUCCAACAACGACAGCAGCUGCACCAACCACAACAACAACUGCUCCAACCGCAACAACGGUGGCACCAACCACAACAACUGCUGCUCCAACAACGACAACAGCUGCACCAACCAAAACAACAUCUGCUCCAACCACAUCCACAACUGCUCCAACCACAACCGCUGCUGCACCAACCACAACAACAGUAGCACCAACCACAACAUUUGCUGCUCCAACAACGACAACAGCUGCACCAACCACAACAACAUCUGCUCCAACCACAUCCACAACUGCUCCAACCACAACCACAGCUGCACCAACCACAACAACAGUAGCACCAACCACAACAACAGCUGCUCCAACAACGACAACAGCUGCACCAACCACAACAACCACGACCACAGCUGCUCCAAUCACAACCACUGUGGCAACAACCACGACCACAGCUGCUCCAACAACAACAACAGCUGCUCCAACAACGACAACAGCUGCUCCAACAACAACAACAGCUUCUCCAACAACGACAGCAGCUGCAGCAACCACAACAACAAGUGCUCCAACCACAACAACGGUGGCACCAACAACGACCACAGCUGCUCCAACCACAAUAACAUCUGCUCCAACCACAACCACUGUGGCACCAACCACGAACACAGUUGCUCCACCCACAACAACUGCUGCUCCAACAACGACAACCACCAACCACAACAACAUCUGCUCCAACCACAACCACUGUGGCACCAACCACGACAACAGCUGCUCCAACCACAAUAACAUCUGCUCCAACCACAACCACUGUGGCAAAAACCACGAACACAGUUGCUCCACCCACAACCACUGCUGCACCAACCACAACAACACACCAACCACAACAACAGCUGCUCCAACAACAACAGCAGCUGCACCAACCACAACAACAACUGCUCCAACCGCAACAACGGUGGCACCAACCACAACAACUGCUGCUCCAACAACGACAACAGCUGCACCAACCACAACAACAUCUGCUCCAACCACAUCCACAACUGCUCCAACCACAACCGCUGCUGCACCAACCUCAACAACAGUAGCACCAACCACAACAUUUGCUGCUCCAACAACGACAACAGCUGCACCAACCACAACAACAUCUUCUCCAACCACAACCACAGCUGCUCCAACCACAACCACAGCUGCACAAACCACAACAACAGUAGCACCAACCACAACAACUGCUGCACCAACCACAACAACAACUGCUCCAACCACAGUCGCUGUGAUUAUAACCACAACAACAUCUGCUCCAACCACAACCACUGUGGCACCAACCACAACAACAACAACAACUGCACCAACCACAACAACAACUGCUACAACCACAACCACUGCAGCACCAACCACAACAACAGCUGCUCCAACAACGACAGCAGCUGCACCAACCACAACAACAACUGCUCCAACCGCAACAACGGUGGCACCACCCACAACAACUGCUGCUCCAACAACGACAACACCUGCACCAACCACAACAACUGCUACAACCACUGCAGCAUCAACCACAACAACAGCUGCUCCAACAACGACAGCAGCUGCACCAACCACAACAACAACUGUUCCAACCGCAACAACGUGCACCAACCACAACAAUUGCUGCUCCCAUAACAACAACAGCUGCACCAAUCACAUCAAUAGCUGCUCCAACAACAACCACAGCUGCUCCAACAACAACCACAGCUGCACCAACCACAAUAACACUGCUCCAACCACAAUAACAUCUGCUCCAACCACAACCACUGUGGCACCAACAGCAACAACAGCUGCUCCAACAACAACAACAGCUGCUCCAACAACAACAACAGCUGCUCCAACAACGACAGCAGCUGCAGCAACCACAACAACAAGUGCUCCAACCACAACAACGGUGGCACCAACCACAACCACAGUUGCUCCAACCACAAUAACAUCUGCUCCAACCACAACCACUGUGGCACCAACCACGAACACAGUUGCUCCACCCACAACAACUGCUGCUCCAACAACGACAACACCUGCACCAACCACAACAACAACCACAGCUGCUCCAACCACAACAACUGCUGCACCAACCACAACAACAACUGCUCCAACCACAGUCGCUGUGAUUAUAACCACAACAACAUCUGCUCCAACCACAACCACUGUGGCACCAACCACAACAACAGUAGCAGCAACAACAACAACUGCUGCUCCAACAACAACAACAGCUGCUCCAACCACAACAACAGCUGCUGCAACCACAAUCACUGUGGCACCAACCACAACCACAGCUACUCUAACCACAACCACUGUGGCACCAACCACAACAACUGCUGCUCCAACCACAUCCACAGCUGCUCCAACAACAAACGACAGCAGCUGCAGCAACCACAACAACAAGUGCUCCAACCACAACAACGGUGGCACAAACAACGACCACAGCUGCUCCAACCACAAUAACAUCUGCUCCAACCACAACCACUGUGGCACCAACAACGACAACAGCUGCACCAACCACAACAACUGCUUCUCCAACAACGACAACAGCUGCACCAACCACAACAACAUCUGCUCCAACCAUAUCCACAACUGCUCUAAUCACAACCACUGA
Molecule: messenger RNA, 11877 nt
Organism: Pelmatolapia mariae (spotted tilapia)
Lineage: Eukaryota; Metazoa; Chordata; Actinopteri; Cichliformes; Cichlidae
Product: mucin-2-like
Exons: 26
Coding region: 1-11877 (3958 amino acids)
Source: RefSeq, a predicted model, not a curated record